Molecule: messenger RNA, 1914 nt
Organism: Neoarius graeffei (lesser salmon catfish)
Lineage: Eukaryota; Metazoa; Chordata; Actinopteri; Siluriformes; Ariidae
Gene: steap3
Product: STEAP family member 3, metalloreductase
Exons: 5
Coding region: 26-1501 (491 amino acids)
Biological process (GO): copper ion import
Cellular component (GO): endosome; plasma membrane
Molecular function (GO): cupric reductase (NADH) activity; ferric-chelate reductase (NADPH) activity
Source: RefSeq, a predicted model, not a curated record
AGACAUUCUGGGAGCUGCUCAGCGCAUGAAGAACAGUAACAUGUCGAAUGAGAUGAGUGCCCCUCUUCUCUUGGAUGAAGAGGACACAGUUGAUGCUGUGCAUAUGACUCCUAGUUCUUCCACUGUGGCCAUACUGGGUUCUGGUGACUUCUCACGCUCCUUGGCUAUGCGGUUGGUGGCAUGUGGGUUUAAUGUGGCAGUGGGGACUCGCUGUGUGAAGCGCAUCUCUCCUGGUCUCUUUCUGGAUGCAGUGGAGCUGAACAGUCAGGAGGCAGCAGUAGCAAAAGCCAAGAGGCUGGUCUUUGUGGCCAUGUUCCCUGAGCACUAUUCAUCCCUGCUGCGCCUCAGAUCAGCACUAGCUGGAAAGAUUCUCGUGGACGUGAGUAAUGCUUUGCAGGUGAACAGCAAGAGACCAUCUAAUGCAGAGCAGCUUGCCGAGAUGUUCCCAGACAGUGUGGUUGUUAAAGGCUUUAACACAAUUUCUGCUUGGAAUCUGCAGACUGGUGCACAGGAUGGUAGACGGCAGGUGCUGCUGUGCAGUGACAGUACAGAAGCAAAGCAUGAGGUAGCCCAGCUCGCCCGGCGCAUGGGCUUCUUCCCAGUAGAUGUUGGCCACCUGUGCUGUGCACAGAAUCUUGAAAGAAAGCCCUUGCAUCUCUUCCCUUCAUGGCAUGGCCCUGUCCUCACCACCUUCCUGCUCUUCUUUUUCUUCUACUGCUAUGGAUUUAUUCGUGGGAUUCUUCUGCCAUACUUGUCCUAUGGACAAAACUCCUUUUACCACCUAGUCUUUGACCUAGUGAAUGAAAGCCUGCCAUGUGUGGCACUUGUCAACCUGGCACUGGUGUACCUGCCAGGGCUGUUUGCAGCAUGGCUGCAGCUGUGGAGAGGCACUAAGUACCAGCGAUUCCCCUGCUGGCUGGAUGCCUGGCUGCUCCGGAGGAAACAGCUUGGUCUAUUGAGCUUCUUGUGUGCUGCUCUGCAUGGAGUGUACAGUCUCUGCCUUCCACUUCGUACCAUCACACAACACAGGCUCAUCAAUGCUGCUUACCAACAGGUGAAGUCAGGUGUGGAGAUGCCAUGGGAUGAACAGGGUGUUUGGCGGACUGAUCUCUAUGUGUCCAGUGGAGUGUUAGGUCUGGGCAUCUUCUCCCUGUUGGCUAUCACAUCUCUCCCCUCAGUGGGCAACAUCCUCACAUGGAGGGAGUUCACCUUCAUUCAGUCUGGACUCGGAUACACUGCUUUGACUCUCUCGGUCAUGCACACGUUGGUGUUCGGCUGGAAUUUUGCCUUCUCCUCCCAGGCCUAUGCAUUCUACAUGCCACCCAGCUACAUGCUAGCUGUGGCUCUGCCAUGUGUCGUCCUGGUGUGUCGCUGUUUCCUGCUGCUGCCAUGUGUCUCCACCAGAUUGGCACGUAUACGCCGGGGCUGGGAAAGCACACGCAAAUGCCCUGUGUCACAGCACCACCGAGUGCGGGCGAACAGGACAGUUCUACAAGUCUAGUUAGGACAGUCAAAUAACACUGAUGUAUUUACUUGUUUACAACAUGAAUAGUUUGAAUACAGCACUUAUAUCAGGAUAACACUGUGCACAUUUUUAAGAUGCUGUAGCUUUAGGGGCUGCAAUCAGAAUGGCAGUAUUACUUCCCCCCCAAGAUUUUUUUUUCCAACAGUUGAGGAGUUGAAAAGAACCAGCAAUGGCUUUUCUCAAGCUUUUAGAGAUAGAACAAUAGCAUUACACAACCCUGCAACCUAUUAAUGGGCUUUGAGCUACUAACUGUGUGAUAUGCCAGUAUAAUCGCAAUCAAUCAUUUGUAUCAGGUACAAUAUGUAUAAUUUAAAAAAGUCAGUCAUUUCCACAACAGUUCAGUCAAUGGUACUGGCACUGGCUUUAUGAAAUAACAUCCACUUGGAAAA